Molecule: messenger RNA, 2338 nt
Organism: Corapipo altera (White-ruffed manakin)
Lineage: Eukaryota; Metazoa; Chordata; Aves; Passeriformes; Pipridae
Product: arylamine N-acetyltransferase, pineal gland isozyme NAT-10
Exons: 2
Coding region: 140-1012 (290 amino acids)
Molecular function (GO): acetyltransferase activity
Source: RefSeq, a predicted model, not a curated record
AAGAUUCAGGAGCGAGGGCCAGCAGACCUUAGAAAGACAACCCUCACAAUCUGUAUCCACUCCUGGCUUCACUGACUGUAACAAACCACCCAGAAACUGAAUACCUCAAUAAAUAAAAAGGGAUCUCUUAAGAGGUGACAUGAACCUUGAAGAGUAUUUUGCAAGAACUGGCUAUAAAGGCUCCCUUGAAAAGCAAGAUUUGGAAACCUUAACUGAUAUAUUCCAGCACCACAUCCGCGCUGUUCCCUUCGAAAACCUCAGCAUCCACUGCGGCGAGAAAAUUACUUUGGAACUGGAGCAUGUUUACAACAAAAUCGUGCAGAGGAAGCGGGGGGGCUGGUGCAUGGAGAACAACCAGCUGCUGGGCUGGGUCCUGAAGCGCCUGGGGUACGACACCAGCUUCCUGGGAGCAUACGUGUUCAACCCCCACCAAAACACAUAUGCCACCAUCAUGACCCAUCUCCUGGUAAAGGUAGUCAUUGAUGGCAAAGCUUACAUCGUUGACGGAGGCUUUGGUGUAUCCUAUCAGAUGUGGCAGCCUAUGGAGCUUGUGUCAGGGAAAGACCAGCCCCAGGCUCCCGGCGUCUUCCGCUUCACGGAAAAAAACGCCGUCUGGUACCUUGAGAAAAUGAGACGGAAACAGUGUAUCCCCAACCAGAACUUCUCUAAUUCUGACCUGCUGGAGAAAAAAGAGUGUCGGAAGGUUUAUAUGUUCAGCCUUGAGCCACGGACAGUGGAAGAUUUCCGUUUCCAGUGCACGUACCUUCAGACCUCUCCAGAUUCCCUCUUUACAAAGAAGUCCAUCUGCACCCUCCAGACCACCGACGGCUUCCGAGCGCUAAUUGGGUGGACGUUCACUGAGACCACGUACAACUACAAGGAAAACGUAGAUCUGGUGGAAUUUGUAACUCUUGAAGAUGAAGAGGUGGAAAAAACCCUCAAAGAGAAAUUCAACAUUACCCUAGAUAGAAAACUUGUCCCAAUUAAUGUUAAAGGAUCUUACACAAUCUAGAUGAUCAGAAAAACCUACAACAAUGCUACGUAGGUACAGUACCUUCCAUUGUCUGUGCAAUCCCUUCUGCAAGGUUAUGGGAUUCAUUUACAGGUGACUGAAAGACAAAUACAUUAAUAUGGGAUUAAAGUGAAUUUCACUUGGGGAGAAAUUAGGAAUUUAAGACUCUUGAGUCAGAUGAAAUUAUUUGCUGUGAGAUGACUGCCGUUCAAUUUUUGGCACAAACGUAGGAUCUGAUUUGAAUCUGGUUAUAAGCUUGGGCAAGAAAUAUGUCUAGGGUAUAUUGGACUGCCUGUAGCACACAAAUAGGAGUAUGGAUUAUUGAUUGUGAUGUGCUGCCAACACAUUUUCUGUGGUUAUUAUAGGGAGACAAGUCAUCUCUGAGCAUUUAGACAGUGAAGUACACAUUUAAAACUUCAUUUUUCAUAAGAUCCGACCACUCACCACUCAUGUCAUUUCUCUACCUUUGUCAUCUUUGAAAAGAGGAUUAGGAGGCAUAAUUCUUUCGCCAUCAUCCUUAGACAAAAUAUAGUACAAAAUGAAAAUUAUCAUCAUGUGCAUCCUUUUGGCCAUUACUGCAGUAAACUAAACUACCAAAAAGUAAUUUUUGGUAUGUACAGAUUUUUCUAGUGAUGAAAAUUCUAUAUAUUGCAGUGUUAUUGUGGCUGAUGGGCUCUAAGGAGAUAACUACAAGCUUUGCUUCUAAUAAGUAAUCAUCCUGUAAACGGUGAUUAAAUGUCACAGCUGGCUUAGAUUUACUUUUGUCCCAAAAGGGGUGGAAAUGUUGUAUUUUUAGCAUUGCAUUUUAUUUGUAUAACAAAGGUAGAACAAUGAAGCUAAGCCCACUAUAUCCUUAAUUCUCUCCUCUCUGUGUAUAGCAAACAUAAGAGUCCAUGUAGCUGUCCUGCAUGGGAACUGCUUAGCACAGGAGCUUAAAUGUCACAAGGGAGUUUGCUCAUCUGUAUCAAAGUGAAAACAAAACCAGGAGCCAGCCAAAUCUAAAAGAAACUCUUUCUUUUGAAUAAUUUCACAAUCACGUUUCCCCAUUUUUAAAAAAAUAUUGUUCCUCCUACCAUGCUUCUCUGCAAAAAGCCCAACCAAGGGAACCACUAAGAAAGGGGAAACAUUCUUAAAUACAUACAAAAGUAGCAGAAGCAGUGAAAACCACUCUUUCUCCCCAGUCUGUGAUAAGCCUGAGUAUUGGUCAAAUGUUGAUUCCUCCCACUGAUAGUGUAUUUUUGCUCAAGGGCAUCACCUGAUCGUUAAUCUCACAAAUGCUGUUAAGUGUAUACCAGAAAAUAAAUAAAAGGAAAAUAAAAUAAUUAA